Molecule: messenger RNA, 690 nt
Organism: Puccinia graminis f. sp. tritici CRL 75-36-700-3
Lineage: Eukaryota; Fungi; Basidiomycota; Pucciniomycetes; Pucciniales; Pucciniaceae
Exons: 1
Coding region: 1-690 (229 amino acids)
Source: RefSeq, a predicted model, not a curated record
AUGAGCAAAAUAAAUAUAAACCGUGGAGAGCCUACAUUCAUGCCGAUAUCUGAAGCCGCAAAGUCUGCCGAACAAUAUUUGAAGAAGGGGAAGGAAAUUGAAGAACCGAGGAUCAAGUCGACUUCCAUGAGCAGCAAUACAUCUCGAUACAACGGGGUUCGGAUUCUGGGCGAGGAAAAGCCAAGGGAUACACCCAAAAUUCACGCAGUAAACCCUACUCAACAAAGUUUUAGGAAGGUCACUCCUUCGAUCGUUAGCGCUCUUCAAUCCCAUAGCUUCCACGGUCUGCCCUCCUCAAAAUCUAGUGUUAAGCAAGUCCAAACAUCUCAAUCUUCCAAGUGGAUUCCACCAUACUCACAAGUCCGGAUACUUGAGUCAGACGCAAGAUGUUCAAUCUGCCCCGAAGUUUACCGCAGUCCCACGUUGAACGAUCUCGAAGACAUAAAAUGGAGUACAAUUUAUAAUUGCCCAAAAUGCUUGUCGUUCUACCAUAUUGGCUGCGUCAAAUGCACCUCUUGCCCAAAAUGCACUACAAGAGAUCCUAUUCCAACUGUGGAGGCAACAAUUCCGACUGUGGAAGCACAUAAUCCGACGGUGAAAGCGCCUGUUCUGACUUCGAAGGUCACCUCACAUUUAAAAAAAUUUGCAAAAUUUGCAGGUGAUUUUUGGAAUGAUUACAUUUUUGAUUAA